AUGCCGAUUCGUGAAAAGAUCAAGAGCUUGUUGCACAGGCACGAUGAUGAGACAACUCCUCCAAGCAGCCCCAGUCGCAAGUCUCGCUAUGAAGACUCCCAGCAAGGAGUGAGUCCUCAACAGGGCCAGAGGCCAAUUUCAGGAAUGGAUCAGCCUUCGCAAGCGUCGCCUGCAAGAUCCCGGUCCAAGCUGCGAAGGUCGCUUGAUCGCAAGUCUGCCCCUGUCGCAGACGACUCAAUUGCCAGAAGAAGUCUCGACAGCAAGCGCAAGAGUCUUGACCAGCGUGCAAUUAAUGCUGGCGAGGCACCCCAAGUCCCAGCAGUUCCCAGCACUUACAGAGAUGAGGCAAUCGCCCGUCCGAGAGUCUCGCAGGACGCCGAAAUAAUGGCGGCCAAGGAGAAAGCUCGCAAAAGUUCGAACGUGAUCAAUUUCAAUCACAACAACACUGCCUCUCAACCACUUUCUGGCAAAACUGAUAGGUAUUCAGAAGACGUUGCUGAUUGGAAUAUCAUGAACGCUGAGAAACCCAGUCCCACUCACGCUCCAGCACCGCUGAAUGUCAUGAAAUCGUCCACCAACAGAUCGCGACGGUCUUCGACGUCUUCAUACUCCACAGCACCCACGCCCGGAAUUACUCAAUCUGUUUCACGUAAGGCUGUCGGCUCCGAGACUGUUAACGAUGUCAAUGGCAGAAGGGGCAGUGUCGCGAGCACCAAGCAGAGAUCGCGCCUUAGCAUGGACAAGCCUCUGCCCGCUCCACCAAAGCAAACUGCUCUCAGCGACGACCCAGCUUUCGGGCAGUUCCUUCCCAGAGACCACAACUACCUUGUCAAAGAUGCUCCUGCUGCUCCUGUGCUUGAAGGUGUUGUGAAUCUCGAGAACACGAUUGACACUGACGUGACCGAGACUUGGGCUCNNCCGACUGUUAUGCCAGAGGUCCACCACAUCCGCGAAGAAGUCAUUACUCGCGAAAUCCAUAACCACGACGUCUACCACCGCAUCCUUCCCAUCAUCGACAUUGAAGUCCUCCCAGCAAGACACUUUGUACCCACCGGAAAUGGCGACGAAUUGAUGGAAAUCUCUGCGGACGAGAUUCCUGGUAGAACUGGCUACAACCAGCAGUGGUUCGUUGGUGAGAUGCUGUCCAAGCUCCCCAAAGACUCCAACUUCUUCAGAGAGCCACUCCGAUUCACAGCCAGAGAGUUCCCGGGAACCGAAGGCGACUACAAGGAAUACGUGCGCAACGGCACUCCUACAACAGAGACAACUUGGGUACAUCCACCGGUGCUCGACGACAUGAUGUAUCUUGCUGGACAGACGCAGCCAUUCCACUUUGGGUGCGAGAACCCCGCAGACAACGGUCUUCGAAUUCGCGCGCCUAACGGGCCAGUCGCUGGAUCGUCGCGCUACCACAAGGUGCAGCUUGAGCGCAGAGUAGAGGCAGUUGAGCCACCAACAGAGUCUAUGAGGAACCUGUCGGUAGGUGACUAUCUCCAGGCUGUUCCCUCUGGCGAAGCGACGGGCCACGAGGCAUUGACGCCUCAUGCAAAGUAG
Molecule: messenger RNA, 1554 nt
Organism: Aureobasidium vineae
Lineage: Eukaryota; Fungi; Ascomycota; Dothideomycetes; Dothideales; Saccotheciaceae
Source: the annotation of a GenBank genome assembly